AUGUUGGUGGCACCCAGCACUAAAACACCGUCUGAGUCAUUGCCGACUCCGUUCAUCUGCACAAGCAGUUCUGUCUUGAUUCUCCGUGAUGCCUCAGAUUCACCCUCGCCUCUUGGUCCACACAAUGCGUCCACCUCGUCGAUGAAGAUAAUGGCAGGUUUUUGCUCUCUGGCCAUUGUAAAAAGCUGCUUCACCAAUCUUUCAGACUCUCCCAUCCACUUGCUAACCAGAUCCGACGACGAAACAGAAAAGAAAGUCGAAUUGGCCUCCGUCGCGACAGCCUUGGCCAGAUACGACUUACCCGUACCUGGUGGUCCAUAUAGCAAAAUUCCAGAAACGGGUUUUCUUUUGCCUCUGAAAAGAUGCGGGAACUUGACCGGCAAAAUGACCGCUUCUUUCAAGGCAUCCUUAGCUGGCUCCAAACCAGCAAUGUCGCUCCAUGGCACGUUCGGUUUCUCGCUCAAAAUCGAACUGGCAAGAGCUCCACGGAGCUUCUUGGUGUCACUAUCGUUAUCGUCGUCCUCUGCACCAUUGGUCUUCUUUGCCUUCACAGACCCGGACGUCGCGCUUGCCUCUCCCGUCUGA
Messenger RNA from Ogataea philodendri, 585 nucleotides. RefSeq lists its product as uncharacterized. Lineage: Eukaryota; Fungi; Ascomycota; Pichiomycetes; Pichiales; Pichiaceae. The record is from RefSeq and is a predicted model, not a curated record. The transcript has a single exon. Bases 1 to 585 code for a protein of 194 amino acids.